This is a messenger RNA of Acyrthosiphon pisum (pea aphid), 2499 nucleotides long. RefSeq lists its product as uncharacterized. Lineage: Eukaryota; Metazoa; Arthropoda; Insecta; Hemiptera; Aphididae. The coding region runs from base 4 to 2499 and encodes 831 amino acids. The transcript is spliced from 3 exons. The record is from RefSeq and is a predicted model, not a curated record.
AAAAUGUCAAAAAUAAACCUUCAAAAGCUGAUUGCCGUUUUGAAAGAAAAUGGAUGUACUCCUUGUCAGUGGAAAAAUGUAAAAUCUGGUGAUGAUAUCAUCAUUAAGUCUUGCAAAGCAUGUUUUAAUCAGAAUACAUGUUUGAAAAAUCGAUUAAGGAUUAGACGAAUACUAGUAGACAGGAGGAAUGAUAUAUUGAAAUUAUACAAUCAGUUUGAACCAGAAAAAAAAAAUUUCACUAACAAAGUGAGGGCAGUACUGAAUGAGCUACCAUUUGAAGUGAAGCGCAUAGAUUCUGAAAUUGUAAUUGAAAUUUGCAAGAGGUUAGGACUAGUAUGGAAUGCCGAUAAAUGGAAAGUACAAGCAUUGAAAAAUCAUGAUAAAGUAAAUUCAGCUUUGCGUCAUAUUUUUAAACAGGACAGUAAAAAGGUAAAAACACCAGUUGAAAAGGUAAUGUUAUAUGAAAAUAUUGGGCAGGUGUCUGUUGGUGAUGAUUUUUUGUCAAGUUCUAGGUUAAUGGAGACAAGUAUAACAGUAAAGGAGAUAACUGAUCAUGGAUCUUUAUUGUUGAAACCAAAUCUCGAGGAGUCGAUUGUUGAUGAAUUUAUCACUCCUACAAAACGAAAUGAAGUUAUUGAUAUUGUGGAAUGUGUUAAUGAUCAACUAUUAACACACAAUUGCAACAGCGAUAUUAAGGGAAAAAUAUCACAGGUGGAAAAUUUAAUUACAGAUGAAAAAACUCCUAAAGAAAAGGUAAUGUGUGGUUCCAAUGCAGAACAGUUAUCUGUUGUUGAUGAAACUUUAUACAAUUUUAGGUUGAUACAGAGAAAUGAGGAUAUUAUGGAAGUUGCAUCUAUCUAUUCGUCCAGUGUAGAGAAUAUGUUAGACACUUCUAAUGAUACUGUAUUGUUGGAACAAAGUCCUAAAGAGUCAAAUUUUGUGUUUGUGACUCCUACUCAAAGAAAUGUUGCAGGAACUCCUAGAAGAAAAUUAUUCCAUGAUAAUAUAACUGGAACUUCAUUAUUCGAAUGUAAUAGUUCAAUUGAUUUACUCAGAAACACUGGUAAAACAAGAGACAAAUUUAUUAGUCCGAUAAAGAGUCCGUUAAAACGUUUAAAUGAUAGACAUUUUAAUAAAAGCCCUGGGGAGCUUUUACCACGAGGUUCUAAGAAUGUGUCUCCUCUAAACAUUAAAGGAGAAUAUUAUGAAUGUAACUUCAAAGAAGGGGACUUUAUAAUUCCAAAAGAUGAAUGGAAUCAUAUAUUUAAAGACGGAAAACUAAAUAUAAAAAGGUAUCCUGGUGUUAUCAGGAAACAUCUUCAAGAAGUGAAUAACACUUGUAUAUUGUAUAUUAAAAAACUAGAAUACAUUAAGACUGAAAAAUCAAUGAAGCUGAAGAUGUAUUGUAAACAUGGUGACUGUAAGAAGUUGAAACUACACAUUUUGUGUACUGGUGAAGAAGCAGUUGUUGAAGUUUACAGUACGAGUAAAAACUUUAAUCAUAAACCAGAUGCUCGAUACACUACUCAAAUUAGGGGAGCUGAGAGAAAAAUUAUUGCAGAAAAAAUUAAAGAGAAAAGUGCUUUUAAGUAUAGACAGGAAUGUGUAUUAUCAGUUUCACCUGUUAAAUUAAUAAAUUGUGGAAAUUUGCAAACAAUUAAAUCUCCUUCGAUGUUAAGGAAACUGAAUAGUGAACAACAGUUAAAAGGGGAUUUCAACCAAAAUGAUCACUUUGAUGUAGUUUUAAUGGCUAAAGAACAUCCCUGGUUGAAUAUGAAAGUUCCCGAAAGUAUAGAAGAGUCAUUCAAUGUAACAUGGGCAAGCCAACAGCAGUUGGCAAUAGUUCAAAAUUUAUUUAAACAAGGUGUGUUAACAACUAUUCAUGUGGAUUCAACAGGAUCAGUGGUUAGGCCCCCACAGAACUCAACAAAACGAACUAUUUAUUAUUAUGCUUGUGUAGUGCGUAUAGGUAAAAUUGAAACCGUAUGCCCAAUAACUGAUAUGGUCAGUGCAACGCAUGAUAGAGAAACUGUAACAGAAUGGUUGAAAUGUUUCAAAGAUCUAAUAAUUGCAAAAGAUCCAAGUAUCUGGCCGCCUUUCAAAAAUGUUGUAACUGAUUUCAGUUGGGCUUUUAUGCACGGCAUUUCUAAAGCAUGGAAUGGUAAAGAAACAAUAUUUGAAUACCUGGAUAUGUGUCACAGAAUAUUAACUGGAAGAGAAACAUUGUCUUCUAGCACAGUAGUUAUUACUUCUUGUACAAACCAUUAUGUUAAAAAUAUUCUGAACCAUGUAAAACGGUAUUAUCCAGAUGAUGAAAAAACAGCGUUUUACAUAGCCAGAUGUGUUGGAUUAGUGUUUGAAAUGAACAAUUAUGAAGAAAUCAAACAUUGGUUUGAGUUGCUGUCAACUAUGAUCUUGUCAGACAAGUCAACAGAAACGUGUAAAGCAGCAAGUAUGGAAAUGAAAUCAUACCUACAAAAAAACCAUGGAUUAGGUUGA